AAUAUAAGUUGUAUUAAACCAUAUCUUAACGAUUUUACGUGUGAGUUAGUCAGGAAAAUUAGAAGGAAGUAGAGUGCCAUAUAUGAUACAACUUUAACAAUUUACAAAAUGAAUAGCCUUGGAAAGUAUGCAUUAAUUGCACUAUUGUGUUUCAACAUCAGCGAGGCGUACAACAUACUAGUUGUGUUUCCAAUGCCCGCCCAGAGCCAUCGAAACCUCGGGGAUGGAGUAGUGCGGCAUCUACUGAAUGCUGGACAUGAGGUCACCUACAUUACUCCAUACAUAAAAGAAGGCUCAAAUCCAAAGCUACGGCAAAUAAAAAUGAUAUACGACUUCGACGCCCUACCAAAACCCCACAUCAAGACAAUAAUGAACAAUGAGCAGGACUUCAAUCCCAGCAACUUCUUCAACUACACCUUAGGAACUCACCAGGCGAUGAUCCAGAACAAAGAGGUGCAGAAGUUGCUGCGCGACCCUCAGCAGACCUUCGACGUGGUCGUGAUCGAGUGGUUAUUCAGUGAACUGUAUUCUGGGCUCUCGGCCGUCUUCGGCUGCCCCCUCAUCUGGGUGUCAUCGGUCGAUCCUCACUCUGCAAUCAUGCAGCUGAUCGACGAGAACUUGAACCCAGCUUAUAAUCCUGGCCUCAUGUCGACCGUUCUACCGCCGUACACCUUUGUCCAACGCGUCAAAGAGUUGUUCAUGUCUGCGGUAACCACUGUGUUGAAGAAUUACAUCUUCGUCAGAUAUGAGCGACAAGCAUACGAAGAAUUAUACGUACCUCUAAUUAAGAUGAGAGGUCGUCCUGUCCCCACGUAUGAUGAAGUGAAAUUCAACGCGUCACUGAUUCUGGGUAACUCCCACGUAUCCUUGGGCCAGGCCACCAGGCUACCACAGAACUACAAGGCAGUAGCUGGUUACCACAUUGAUACCAACUUCAAACCGUUACCUGAGAACCUAAAAAAACUACUGGACAGUGCUAAAAAUGGCGUAAUAUACUUCAGCAUGGGCUCCAACUUAAGCAGCAAGGACAUGCCAGAGGAGCUCAAGAAGAGCCUUCUCAAAGUCUUCGGUGCACUGAAGCAGACGGUCUUGUGGAAGUUUGAAGAAGUACUAGAUGAUUUGCCGAAAAAUGUGCACAUAGUGCAGUGGGCACCGCAGCCUGCCAUCCUUUCCCAUCCAAACUGCGUCCUCUUCAUAACGCACGGAGGUCUCCUUUCCGCCACUGAAGCAGUCCAUUUCGGCAAGCCCAUUAUCGGAAUCCCAGUCUUCGCCGACCAGUUCCUCAACGUGGAAAGAGCAGUGAAGAAAGGCUUGGGGAAGAGAGUUGACCUUUCGUAUUCAAUGGCUGAUGAUUUGGAAGUCGCUCUUAAGGAAAUCUUAGACAGUCCAAGGUAUAUGGAGAGAGCAAAGGAAUUGUCCAUGAUCUUUCACGAUCGGCCAACGCCCCCUGGUGAGGAGUUGGCGCACUGGGUGUCCCACGUCAUCAAGACUGGUGGCGCCCCCCAUCUACGGUCUCCGGCGCUGCAUACGCCGUUCUACCAGAAGAUGUACCUGGAUCUCAUAGCUGUAAUCGUUGUUAUUCUUAUUGCUCUCAGAAUAUUGGUUAGGCGUAUUUGUAAUAGCUGUAAGACAAAGAAAUUAGUUAGCGAUAAGAAAUAUAAUUGAAUUUUUAUAAG
Messenger RNA from Ostrinia nubilalis (European corn borer), 1676 nucleotides. Its product is annotated as UDP-glycosyltransferase UGT5-like. The record is from RefSeq and is a predicted model, not a curated record. Lineage: Eukaryota; Metazoa; Arthropoda; Insecta; Lepidoptera; Crambidae. Gene Ontology annotation, molecular function: UDP-glycosyltransferase activity. The transcript is spliced from 9 exons. The coding region runs from base 109 to 1665 and encodes 518 amino acids.